UGCACAUAACUGCUGCACCUGGGGCUAAGGAUGCAUUCAGUUGUGCAUUAAAUAGCAACACUGAGUGCACAUAACAUGCUGCACGUGCAGGCAGGCAUUUCGUAAUUGCUUUGUUGAAUAAUUGGUUAAAUCUCCAUGUAGCAUAUUGUAUUUGGGACCGGGCAGGCACUAAAUAGUGCAUGAGAUAGUGCACUAAGUGUGCGUGCAGUAUGCUGUACUUGAUGUUGUGCACGCAUUAAGCAGUGCAUUAAAUAAAUGCAUGGCAUGCUGAACCCAAGACCCUAGAAAGGAGAGAACGCAAUGCCAAAAGGAACUACUGCAGGACACAGCCAUGUACCUGGCCGCAGCUUUGGCUGGGCAAAGCUAAAGCCAUGCUGAAGUUGCUUUGCAUCCUGUUCCAGCUCACUCUGCGUGCUGUGGAGGAUGCUCAGGGCUCAGUGCGAGCUCCUGCAGCCCUCUGCUUGGGGGACCUGGGCACAGGAGGAGUUUUGGGAUGCUGUUACCCAGUUCUGGUUCAAGAACUGGGUAGCAGGAGCUCAGAUCUGCGUUUGCAGAGCCAGUGGUGGUUGCGUGAGAUGCUGCCAAGUGCUGGGGUGUACUACUUCCCAUGGGAAAUCAACAGCUCCAUCCCAGAAGGGGAAGCACUGAGGACAUUUGGCAGGCUAAGCUGCUAUGACCUGGCCCGAUCCGAAGCCACUCUCAGCACUCAGCAUGGCUCAGCCCAGCACCACGUCCACAUCGACACCACGCUGGUGGAACCAUUUGAAGCCCAGCUGGGAUCUCUCUACAUGGUCCUGGGAGAGGCUGAACGCAGGGAAGGUGAGAGUCCUGUGAUAAAAGCCCGAAUAUUGACCUGUGUGGAAGGGAUGAACAUGCCUCUGCUGGAACAAGCCAUCCAGGAGCAGAGAAAGUACUUCCAGGAGAGGCAGCAGCAGAUGGAAUCUGGCACGUCCUGACAGCAGCUCUGACCCCAGCCUGUGCUGGUCCCCACCACGGCCGUCUGGCAGCUGCCAUCUGUAGAAAACAUUUGGAAAGUGUAUUUAGAAGGUGGGUUUGAAACAUUGCUGCUUUUUGCCAUGGCAAAGAGAGAAGUCACUAAAUAGGAAAGUACAUGAAGAUUGAACCAGUACGUAAAUGUGGAGCUGCCAGUUUGUGCUAGUUGUCACCAUGGAAAAUGACUCUGGGAAGCAAAUUUGUUGUUUAAGAGAGUGGUUAAGGAAAAAGGGUGCUUGAGUUAACAGCAGUUCUUUUGUAAUGCAGGGCUUGGAGAGGUCAGUAAAAGGCAAAGUCUCUGAACCUCUAGUUAAACAUCUGCACACAUCCGCAUGUGCUGCCAACAUCCUGCAAAUGAGAGGUAAAGGGCAGCAGUGCAAAGUCUGUUAGCCUGCAUGGCUAUGGGUCCACGAGUGCACUGUUGGGUUGUGGUGACUCGGCUGCCACACAGGAGCAUUCGUGGAAAAACACUCAGGUCUGGACUGAACAGCAAAGGAACAAAGAGAGCAAGGAGCCUCUACUUCACUGGGACUGCUUCUUAGAGGGGUCAGGAGCCUGCAUCCAAGAUGCAUGGUUGACUUUUGCUCUAAAUUAAAUAUUUGCACUGCCCUGACAACUGUCACUUGACUUUCUUCCUUGACACAUCUAAGUUUAGGAGACCUUAAAUCAUUAUUUUUGGAAGCAUCUGAAGCUUUUGACUGAUAUUUUCCUAAAUAAAGACAGA
Lagopus leucura (white-tailed ptarmigan) is the source of this 1717-nucleotide messenger RNA. It is a transcript of the gene TEN1, whose product is annotated as TEN1 subunit of CST complex. The record is from RefSeq and is a predicted model, not a curated record. Gene Ontology annotation, molecular function: telomeric repeat DNA binding; telomerase inhibitor activity; single-stranded DNA binding. Gene Ontology annotation, biological process: negative regulation of telomere maintenance via telomerase. NCBI's taxonomy places the organism in Eukaryota, Metazoa, Chordata, Aves, Galliformes, Phasianidae. The transcript has 3 exons. Bases 372 to 956 code for a protein of 194 amino acids. Gene Ontology annotation, cellular component: CST complex.